Trifolium pratense (red clover) is the source of this 450-nucleotide messenger RNA. RefSeq names its product elongation factor 1-gamma 3-like. Bases 1 to 450 code for a protein of 149 amino acids. The record is from RefSeq and is a predicted model, not a curated record. Gene Ontology annotation, biological process: translational elongation. Gene Ontology annotation, molecular function: translation elongation factor activity; glutathione transferase activity. The transcript is spliced from 2 exons. NCBI's taxonomy places the organism in Eukaryota, Viridiplantae, Streptophyta, Magnoliopsida, Fabales, Fabaceae.
AUGCCCGAACUCAUGAAUUCGCAUGAUCUUCUUUCAGCUAAGAUUACAUUGGAAGAGUGGAAAGGAAAUUAUUUUAACACUAACACCAACUUUAGGAAAGUUGCAAUCAAAGGAUUUUGGAAAAUGUAUAAUCCUGAUACAAGCUCUCUUUGGUUUUGUGAUUCCAAAUACAAUGCUGAGAACAGUGUUACCUUUAAGGUUGGUAGAUUUGCUGACCAGUAUGCAUUUGGAAAGAUGUUGGUGUUUAGAUCAAAGGUGAAGGGAUUGUGGCUUUUCAAUGGGCAAGCAAUCCCAAAAGGUUUGUUUGAUGAAUGCUAUGACAUGAAGUUGUAUGAAUGGACUAAGGUCGACAUCUCUGAUGAAGCUCAAAAGGCGCGUGUCAAUCAGAUGAUCGAAGAUUGUGAGGAUUUCGAGGGGGAGACUAUUAGGGAGGUUUACUUUAAGUGCUAG